GACUUCCUCCUUCGCCUGACGCGAUCCGGAAGCGGAGGCGGCGGUCGGUGAGCGGCGGUGGCGGCACCGGGCGGUCGGGCCGGCCGUGGUUGGUGUUAAAAACUGCGUUUCCGCAGGCACAAGUAUAAACUGGGAGAGGAGCAGCUGGAGAGCAGCCCUGCAGAAAGGGAUCUGGGGGUGCUGGUCGGCAGCAGCUCAAUAUGAGUCAGCAGUGUGCCCUGGCAGCCGAGAGGGCAAACGGCAUCCUGGGGUGCAUCAAACAGAGCAUGACCAGCCGGUCAAAAGAGAUAACAACUUAGAAGAAAUAAAAACGAGGCUAUGUUCAGCUUCUUCCGAAAAAGUCAAGAUUCAAAGAAGGUUACAGUGCCAGAGAGAGAAGCAGAUGGAUUUGUUAUUGUGGGUGACACAAUUGAUGAUCAAAGUAGAGAGUCAAAGGAUAAAACUUCAUUUCCGGAGACCAGACCAAAGUACAACCAGCCUUCACAGAUAAAUACAGGGCACCGAUCGCAGUUGACUGUAUCAAGUGCAGCGGUGGGAAAUGAAAGGAGUCAAAAUUUGGAAAGCAGCCCUUUCAUGUCAGAUCUUCUGAGUGACGUACCCUUUGCCCUAGCACCACAUGUGUUAGCAGUACAGGGCACCCACAAUGACGUUCCUGACCGAUUGCUCACCUACGACAUCAAUGACAAUUUAUCAAGAUUUUGGUAUGACUUUACACUUGAAAAUUCAGUGCUUUGUGAUCCGUAAUGUUUUCUUUAUUUUUUUCUGUCUGUGUCAAGAAGCAAGUCUUAUGGUAAAGAUAAAGACUUAUUUUAAUCGACUUAAUAUUUUGGGGGCCUGCCACUGGUACACAGAUGCAUUGGAUCAAAAGGAUUAUUAUUCACAACCAUGUUAUAUUUCUUAGCUUUAAGUGAACUGUAACUUACUAUGUUAAAUAUUCUGUUUAUCUCUGGAGAAAUCAAGCAAAAGUGUUUCAGCUUGAGUGGGAGGCUGGCUGUUGGUAUCUACUUCCAGUAGGUAGGCUGCAGACACAAACAUUUCACAACUGUAAGAUGAAGUCUACGCACGUCUGCACUGUUUUGUUAUUUCACUCGGAUACUAAACACAUAGAUCCUGUUAUACAUGUUUCUUUAAGAUCACCUCUGAUUUUCUACAGGUAGAAACCAGUAUUAACGCUAAAGCAAUGCUGCUGGACAGGCAGCUUUGCAGUUAAACCAAGUUUUAAAACUCAGAGUUAAUCAUGAGUAUUUAAAUAAUUAUGAAGGCUUAAGAGAACUGGUUAAAUUUACCAAUUUCAAAGUGAAAAUCAGUCGCUCUGCUCCCUUUCCAGUAGAUGGUAUUUAUGUCCAUCUCAUUUUGUGCCUGGAGAAGUCCUCCCCGCCUGCCUGUUGGCUGCUGUUUGUUCUCAUUACCACAUGUGUUCCUGAUUUAUACAUAGAUCAGCUUUUCCAUUUUAACCUCUUUGCCCCCUGAAGAAGGAAAUCUCAGGACACGUACUUUUAAUGGUCACACCCUUCUUUUUUUAAUUUGUGUGCCAGAGAUACAGAUGGCAAUGUUUAACAACAGGAAAACAUUACAUUGUUUCUUAUCCAGCUAAAUUAAAUGGCUAAGUACCUAAACAUGCGUUCUCACAGACCGCUGUGUCCCCAGCUCACAAGCUUUCAGCCUGUUUUUCCCGACUAAAACCAGAGCUGCUGUUGCAUGAGCAACAGCUCUCUGAUGUAACGUCAUGAUUUGUGAUGAAUAAUAAUCUGUGUCAGACAAAAGACUACACUUGUUUUCUCUCUUGGGGUAGAAUAUUUAUAUUGUGCCAAAUGUUAGUGGAUAUUUUCCUAUAUUUUCUAUGCUCUGUGAUAGCUCUAAAGAACGUAUAUUUUCAGACUUUCAUCCUCCUACAGCAUUUCAGAUAAAUACUGUAAAUGAUGGAGAAGUUACCUUGUGAAUAUGUCUUUAGUUGUUAAAUAUUCAUGUUUUAGAUAUUUUUAAAUGUAUGUAUUUAAUAUUUUUGACAGCUAUGUUCAUAAAUGUUUUGAAGUUUUUGUUUCAGGGAAAGUAUCUGUGCUGCACUCCAAUUAAAAACAUGCUAAAUAAUAGUGAGUUAUUUUUUACGUGUGAGAAUAAUUGCUUGGCUUCACUUGUAUUGUCUAUUGUCGCUGUGACCAUUCACACUUCAUGGAAGCUUGAACUUGGAAAAUCAGCGUGGAGAUCUUUUCAGUGUCAUUUAAAAAUCAGGGUCCUUCUAAUCAAAUAUAUCACACUUUCAUCUGAUGUAUUCUGUGUACUGUGUUGGUGACUUGUGGUGUUUUAGGUGUCAUCCAUGACAUUCUGAGGAUAGUAUGGCUGUGAAGUACUUGGGAAUUAUUUGGACCUCUUAGAAGGAAGAAUUCAUUUUACCAAGUUGUUUAGAACUGUUUUGUGUGCUGAGUUUUCUACUUAACAUGUACCUGAAGGACUAAAUUUUUCAUAAUUGUUUUAUAUUUAAUCAUUAAAAACUUAACCAUCCUGCAAAUAACAUGUUUCCAUCCAGGUUGUCAGUUUCAAAUCUGAAAUGUUUCUGUGGCUCAGCUGGUCUAGAAGCAGAACUGUGAAACACUGUUGAAGAGCCAAGAAACUCAUUAUACUUGUUCUUUCCUUACUAGCUGACUUAGCAUAUAAUUUUUUGGUGUUCAUUUUUUGUUUAAAGAUAGAUUAUUUAUUUAAAAUAAUCACGUCAGUAUCACGCUCCGUUAUACUCACAAGCCAAUAUGCCGUCCUUUUCAGAAGAAAAGAAGAGGCAAAGAAGGGUGGAGAGGAGGUUGUAUUCACCUAUGGUGAGAAAUAUGGAUGGUAGAGUAAACAUUUGGCUGCAUUCUUAACCAUAUUCUGUAAACGGUAAAAUUUACACCUAGCAAGAGUACUAGUAAUGAGCACUGGGAAUGUGUGUCCCAACUGCCCUCUCUUUAGCAAGGGCUGCGGCUCAAAGCUCUCCUUUGCUUGACAUCAUCCAUAAAAAGUGGAUUGAAACCUAAUGGUAUCCAGACAGCAAAGGUGAAUUUAUUCCCACUGGGAUAAGAAAAAAAAUAACUUAAACUGUUAUAAAUCAGUAAGAUUUAUGGAUAUUACUAUUUGCCCACUAAUAACAUGAAGACGGCACAAAACUCCAGAAGAUUAAAGAUUUCAUAUAAAAAUGUGAAUUACUUGUGUAAGAUAUGUUUAACAUCAUAUGCUAAGUGAUUAUUGCAUAGAAUAUAUGUGAAUAUAGGUGUAUCUGUCACUGUCAACAAAUAUUGUCAUUCAAACAUUUGACCCCUGAUGAAGGAAUAUAGUUAAUUUUAAGAAAUUUAAAAACGAUGAAAAUAUAAUCAAUAGUGACAUCAAAAUAGUAAACUGCCCUGGCUGUCCUUUCUGUAUAUUCUGUAUAUAAAAAUGAGAACUUCUACAGAACUGUUUGUUUUGUGUUAUGCGUAUGUUUGUAAAUUGUUUCAACAGAACUGAAAGGUAUUUCAUAGCUGAUGUCAUUAACGUCAGAAUUAAGACAGGCUGUCAACUCCUGAACUAAUAAUUAAAGGCUGCGGUGUGAUCCUGGGCCAAUGAA
This is a messenger RNA of Phalacrocorax carbo (great cormorant), 3571 nucleotides long. The record is from RefSeq and is a predicted model, not a curated record. Lineage: Eukaryota; Metazoa; Chordata; Aves; Suliformes; Phalacrocoracidae.